CAUCGAUUACUUGUUCGACUGGGAAUCGUGAGCCAUUUAUUUUGCUUGUGACAACAACAGUUUGGUUUUCUCUAAUUCUGUGAUCGAUUUGCAUUGAAUCCAAUCUCCAGUUUUGGAUAAGAGAUGGGGGAAGAGAAUGGCGAAGUGGAGAGGCAGAGAUGCUUUUUUGAUAUAAGCAUUGGAGGCCUACCAUCGGGUCGAAUAGUCUUUGAGUUGUUCAAUGAUAUAGUGCCAAAGACUUGCGAGAAUUUUAGAUGCUUGUGCACGGGCGAAAAAGGAAUAGGAGAGACGACUCAGAAGCCGUUGAAUUAUAACGGUGUAAUUUUCCAUAGAGUCGUCAAGGAUUUUAUAAUACAAGGAGGAGAUUUUUCCAAUGGCAACGGGACAGGAGGCGAGAGUAUUUACGGCGGCACGUUCGAAGAUGAGAAUUUCCAGUAUCUGCACGACAAACCGCUUUUGCUGUCUAUGGCAAAUCGCGGUAAAAACACGAACGGUUCGCAGUUCUUCAUUACAACGCAACCGGCCCCUCAUCUCGACAAUGUUCACGUGGUUUUCGGACGCGUUGUUGGCGGAGUGGACGUUGUUCGCCAAGUCGAAUCAUUACCAGUGGAUGCCAACAGUCGUCCAUUGCAGGAUGCGAAGAUCUCGAAGUGCGGGGAACUCGUCAAGCAGACCAAAGUGAAGAAAGAUAAGAAGAAAAAGAAGGCCAAGAGCGAUGAGGAAAACGAGGCAUCUUCGGAGGAUGACGAGGAGCAGAAGCGGAACAAGAAGAAAAUGAAGAAGGAGCGCAAAAAGGAGAAGAAAGAGAAGAGACAUAAGAAGAGCAAGAAAAGUGCAGAGGACGAAGAGGAGCGUUGCGUAGUCUCCGAAGAGGGAGAGGUGAAAGAGGAUGAGAUGCAUCCGCUUGUAACGUUAAGUAAUAUCAACCCGGAGGAUAUCCCCGAUGUUCCUACAAACAAAUUUUUAAUGAGGGCAACCGGUGACCGAAAAGACAAUAGAAAAGACGAUAAAUACAGGGAUAGGGAUAACAACAAAAACAGCAAAAGUGGUAGAUACAAUCGACGUGAUUGGGGGGAACAAGGAGGAUACAAUCGGCGCGGUGAUAGAAAUGCGAAGACCAAAUCGAAGAGCGGGCGUGUCGUUAAAGGAAGGGGCGUAUUUCGUUUUAGGACUCCGUCUCGGAGCCGUUCGCGCAGCGUUACUCCGUUGCAUUGGAAAAAGGAGGAAGCUCGCGUCAUCAAGUUGUCAGAUUACGAGAAGAAGGAGGCCACGAGGAAGAUGAAGAAAGAUAGGUCUCACGAUAGAGAAUCUUACAAGGGCAAUCGUAGUCGCAGCACCAGCGAACAGCGCGACAACAACAAGACCUCUGACAACUUUAAAUCGAAGGACGUUGAUUACAACGCGCUCGAUUACGAGGAUAACGCCUCCGACGAGGAGAACGAGAAGAAGCAGGUGCCAAGUUUGGUGCAGUACCCAUUGCCGGGCAGUUUCAAACCGAUAGAGAAACCCGAGCGCACGAACGACAAUUUCCUCAUGGAUAUUCCCAACAAAAGGUCAGAGGCAUUGGCCAUGGCGCUCGGGGUGCAAAUCAAAACCGGUACCGAUCCGCCGACAGGCGAAAUUGCGAUGAGCGGUUACGAGAAGAAGCAGCAAAAGCAGCCUCACAUGGAAGAAGAGGCAAGCAAAAGACGCGAUCAGGAGCUGACAGCGCGCCUUCUGAAGAUGGCCGGACAGGAUGAGGCCACCAUAGCUCUGACCAUCGCCACCAUCAAGGAACCAAACAAGCGGAACAAGUUCGAGGCUGAGAAGCCGGAACAGGAUCUGCAACAUCACAAUCAGUCCAACGACAAGCGUGUGGAUAAGUUCAAAAACGGUCGCAAUCGAGAAUUUGAUAGAAAGAAUAAUAGGCGCGGCGAAGGUGAUCGGUAUGUGGAUUCGAGGAGAAAUCGUCGUGGUGGUUUCGGUGGCGGUGGAGGAGGUGGAAGGGAUACCGACAGGUAUAAACGAUCGCCGAAGAGGUCACGUUCCAGGGACAAAGAUAGCAGAAGAGAUAAGAGGUCGAGGAGUCGCGACAGGCGCGACCGACGUCGGUCUCGUUCACGCAGCAACGACUAUCGCAGAAGAAAGCAUUCCGAAAGCGAUCGCAGCGACAAGGAGAACAGCAAAGAGCCGGAGAAGAAGUCCGAGGAGACGGAGGCAGAGAAGUUCAAGAGACGCGCUGAGCAACUUCUGUUGCUCAAGAAGAAGAUGGAAUUGGAGAUGCUCGAGAUGAAGAAGAAAAAGGAUGACGAGGAAGAGGAGGAAGUUAUGAUGGAGAAGCAGCGUAAGGCGAAGGAGGAGGCCGAGAUGCUGGAGAGGGCGAAGAAAGCGCAACGCGAUGCUCUGGAAAAGGAGAAGCUGCUGCAGACGGUGAAGGCUUUGCAGGAGCUGGACAAGAAAGUGCCUAGCAGUAGAAAAAGUAGGAAGAAUUCGCGUAGUUCUAGCUCUAGCAGUAGCAGCAGCAGUUACAGCAGUAGCUCCAGUGAUCGUUCUAGAAGGCGCUCCUCCUCGAGGAACAAUCGGAGACGUCGUCGUCGCCGCUCCUCGAGCAGCGAAUCCAGCAGGGAUCGUCGCUCCAGGAACAGGAGUUCUCAUCGUAGGGAUCGCAGGAGAUAGGAUUGCGUUAAUCUUCGUUUCGUUUAUUUUGCAUAAAUUUAUUUACCAAUUUGACCACCCUCGUAGCACGAACACAGAAAACUCCUUUUGAUCAUAAACCUCACACCGAAACCAUCAUCCACCCUACAAAUCCUUCCUCCUCCGAAUAUAAGAAAAGAUUUAGACUUUUAAGAUUUAAUUGCGUGACCGACCGACCGACCGUCCGCACUCUAGAAUAUAUUUUAGUUUUACUCGGUUUCAUUAACAAAUUAGUAAUGAAUGAGAACCAAAUAAAAAAAAACAUACAA
Nicrophorus vespilloides is the source of this 2942-nucleotide messenger RNA. It is a transcript of the gene Moca-cyp, whose product is annotated as peptidyl-prolyl cis-trans isomerase G. Lineage: Eukaryota; Metazoa; Arthropoda; Insecta; Coleoptera; Silphidae. Gene Ontology annotation, biological process: protein peptidyl-prolyl isomerization; protein folding. The record is from RefSeq and is a predicted model, not a curated record. The transcript is spliced from 11 exons. Gene Ontology annotation, molecular function: peptidyl-prolyl cis-trans isomerase activity. Gene Ontology annotation, cellular component: intracellular membrane-bounded organelle. The coding region runs from base 124 to 2655 and encodes 843 amino acids.